Chelonus insularis is the source of this 3215-nucleotide messenger RNA. RefSeq names its product ADD domain-containing protein 1 (gene ADD1). Gene Ontology annotation, cellular component: nucleus; pericentric heterochromatin. The record is from RefSeq and is a predicted model, not a curated record. The coding region runs from base 382 to 2940 and encodes 852 amino acids. The transcript has 4 exons. Lineage: Eukaryota; Metazoa; Arthropoda; Insecta; Hymenoptera; Braconidae. Gene Ontology annotation, molecular function: chromatin DNA binding. Gene Ontology annotation, biological process: chromatin remodeling; replication fork processing.
GUGAAGACACACACAGUGACAACUGUUGGUCAAUUUUGUAUUCUUUGUUGCAGAUAUUAUAGUGGUUAUGACGUGAAUAUUGCAUAAACACUGAAAAUUGUAUGUAGUCCUUAAAAGUCUUUGGGAUUUUACUGGAAAUGUGGUCAGUGUGCUUACAAAACUAGUCUGGUUCAUAUAUUGUAUAUAGCAUUGAAGACGUGAUAAACAGAUAGAUGUUCUCAACUUUGAAUUUAUCAAUACAAAAAAUGUACGCAUUGAGCAAUAUGCCGCACACCCUUGAUUUAUAAAUGGAGUCGAAAAUUCUGCUGUAAAGAAGUAGAACUAUCAGAUGGUGUUUUGGACCAUCUUAUAGAUGUAAUAAAAAAAAUCAUUCAUUACGGAAUGGAUAUUUCCAGUUUGCUUGAAGUCCAAGUUAGAGAAAUUCCGCCAUUGGCAACUUCGAUUUCAGACACUACAACAAAGGCACCAGUAAGUUUGAAGCCUUCUCAAAUAAUUAGCCAUGAUGAAACUGUGUUCUUUAACAAAUUAUUCGGAAAUGAUAUUGCUCAAGUACGGUUUCGACGGCUUCAUUGCACAGCCUGUGAUGCACAUAUUGGAUCAGCACCAUUUGAUGCCGAAAAUAUGCAUGAACAUCCUAUAUUAAAAACACUCCUUUGCUCAUCAUGCCGAAUUUUUUAUGGUGACGGAGAAUUUGAACAAGGAGAUGAUGCUACUGAUAUGUUUUGUCGUUGGUGUGCCAAUGGUGGAAAUCUUUAUUGCUGUUCUUAUUGUAGCAAUACAUUUUGCGAUAAAUGUAUAAAACGUAACUUUGAUUCGGUGAUACGUAAAAAAAUAGAAGCUGAUGAAAAGUGGAAAUGUUUUGUUUGUGAUCCAAAAGACUUAUAUGUUCAUAGAGCUGUUUGUAGAGCUUUGUUAGAGCACGUUAGGACAUUAGCUAGGAUAUUUAUGACAGAUCGUUCAAUGUCUCAACAAGAAAUAGAAACAAGAAUGGAGUUAGAUGAUAGUCAAUGUUGUCUUGGUCGAAAUUUUAAGCGUAAACGUCACAAUUCCGAUUCAAAUGAUGAGGACAACGAUUUUGAUGAUGAUGAUUAUAAUGAUGAGGAUUAUGAUGAAAAUUAUGAAUCUAGAUCGAGAAAAAGAAAUAAAAAUGGAUCUCGAAAACGACGUAAAUCAUCAUCAUCAUCUAUAGCAAAAGAAAAACCACAAGCUACAGUAAAUGGUACAUCGAGAUUUAUUCCAAUUGCACCAAAAUAUAUUAUACAAGAUGUAAUAUCCACUGGAAAGGAUAAAUCUGAUGAACAAGAUUUACGAGCUCCAUUAUUAUGUGAACAAACAAUGAUUGAAUGUGAAAAUCAAACUGUUACUCCACAAGGUAUCGUUGUACCCGUUACUAAAUAUGUACGAUCAAAAAUUCCUGAUUCCAUUUUAAACAACACUGCUAUUUCUCUUAAUCCAAUACCAAAACAAAAUAUUAUUCAUACAACACAAAGCCAUAGUAGGCCAAUAGCAAUACGUCCUUUACACAAAGUCAAUUCGAUUCCUUCUGGAGCUAAAAUUCAUAGAUUACCAACAAAUACUAUAAAUGCUAAUUCAAUAGUAGCCAUUCCUGCAGGAACACCUAUUAUAACGAUGGAUACAUCUAAAAGCACAACAUCUAAUAGCACAACAUCACAAUCUGGAAAUUAUUUAAGAUGUAAAGAUUUAACUAAAAGUCUAAAUGUAAUAAAUAUUGAUAGCGAUUCAGAAGAAACAACGAUAGUAAGACCAUCGAAUCCACUACAAAUUGAAAAUGAUGCAAAUGAAAAUUCUGAAUUAGUUGAAAAAAGUGCUAAAUCGUUAACAUCUUCAAGAACAAUUAAUUUUCAAGAAGCAAUUGAUCAUCCUUUAAAAAAAAUUGACGAUCUACUUCAAGUAUUUCGUAAACAAUUAGAAUUAGAUUUUGAAACAAUGGAGCGUACUCCAGGCGAUGAUGUUGUAGAUAAUCGUCAAAAAAUCAAAAUUAUUAAUGAAAAUAUUGAAAAGAUUGUUAAUGAAUUGACAGCCUUUAAUAAUGUUAUGGUUUCGAAAUUUAAACCAUGGAAAAAAGCCCAUGAAAAUGGAGAAACAUUCGAUGAUUCUACAGAAAUGAUAGUUUUAAAUAAACAUGAACGAUCUAGUAAAUUUACGACUUUAGACAUGGAGUGUGUAAGAGACUCUGAACCAGAUGAAGAAUAUGAAGAUGAUAAUGAUAUGGAUAUUAAUUCUUUAUUAGUUUUCUCUCAAAAAAUAAACAAAAUAAUUGAUAUUAAAGAUUUUAUUAGUCAAGGAACUUUGGCAAGAAUUGAAACUGAAGAUAAAGCCAUUCAAUGUUAUGAUAUUCCUAAAGAAGUUGAUUUUGAUAAGUCAAUUGGUUAUUCUUUACUAAUGAAGGCAGAUUAUAAUGAUAAAGAAAAUACAGAAAUUUAUAAACCAGUAAUUAUUCAUGAUAAAAAUUUUGGAAAAUAUGAAGAGCAAUUUAUCUUCUAUUUACAACAUCUUGAAGAUCGUAAGAAUUUAUGUGAUGAUGAAAAUCCUGAAGAAAUGAAAGAAUUAGUUGAUUUAAUUGACACAGAUUUAGAAAAGAAUAAUCUAAUGAAAAAACUAAAUAGUGAUAAAUUAAUUUCUACGACAAAAGUAACGAAGAUUAUUUCUUCAGAUAAUUUAAAUGAUAAUAAUGAAAAUUCAUCAAUUAAUAAAAAUAUUAAUAUUUGUAAUGAAAAUGAAAAAAUUUUAUCUGAAAAACAAUUAAAGGACUCUACAGAAAUAAUAAGACGAAGAAGACGAAAAGAUAGUCAUGAAGUUAAAGAUAAUGAUGAGAUUGUAAUCGCAGUAAAUUCUUUAAUUGAUGAAGAGGAUUGUGUUAAUCGUUGCAAUAAUUGGGAAAACUUAUCGAAUGAUGAUGAAUGUACUAUCUUGGACUAAACAAUUGUACUAAUUCAAUUUUUUUUUAUAAUAAUUAUAUUUAUUACAUUUAUAAUUUUUAGAGCUAUUUAUGAUACAAAAAAUAGUGUUAUAAAAAAAAACCAAGUUUAUAAAUACACUCUAAUAAUUGGAGGAAAAAUUUUAAUGUAAUAUUCCUUGAAUAAAAAUACAAUCCAUUUUGGAUUAAUUAAAAAAUGCUAAAUAAAUACUGAUAUUAAUAACUAUAAUUAAUACUGAAUUUAAAUAAAUAGGUUCAAAAACUCGAAUGCGUUAAA